UGCGACCAAACACAAAAGUGAAAUCGUCCAAAUCAUUAAAGGAAGAAUUUACACGGUAGCUAGGAACUGAGCAGCCAGCUGUUGUUUCUGUCCGGAGUAAUAACACGGUGACAACCCCGGUAGAAGAGGGAAAAACCAAGGAGGAUGGCAGGAGCAAAGUCAGCCCUGGUGCUCUGCAUGGAUGUGGGCUUCUCCAUGUCCAACUCAUCCCCUGGGGAAGAACCUCCCUUUGCUAUGGCUAAGAAAGUCAUCCAGAAGUUUGUCCAGCGCCAGGUUUUUGCAGAGACUAAGGAUGAACUGGCUUUGGUUCUGUUUGGCACCGAUUCUACCAAAAACUCUCUGAGCCAGGAUGGGCAGUACCAGAACAUCAAGGUGCAUCGGCAUCUUAUGGUGCCGGACUUUGAAUUGCUGGAGGAGAUUGAACAUCAGAUCCACCCUGAGAAUCAACAGGCUGACUGGCUGGAUGCUCUGGUUGUCUGCAUGGAUGUUCUUCAGAAUGAAACCCAAGGGAAGAAGUGCGACCGGCUCAACAUUGUCCUCCUGACUGAUCUGAACACAGAAGCCAGUUCAGACAAACUGGAUGUUAUUAUUAACAACCUGAAACAGUCUGGAAUCACCCUGCAGUUUUUUUUGCCUUUCCAAGUGGAGGAUGAGGAAGAUGGUAAAGGAGAUGAAGACGGACCGGGUUCUGGACACCCUGGGAGGGGCAAAGGUCUCUCCAAGGAACAGCGCAGCGGGCUGGAAAUGGUUAAACACAUCAUGCUGAGUCUGGAUGAGGAGGAGGGUCUGGAUGAAAUUUACACAUUCAGGAAUGCUGUGGAGCAGCUGUGUAUGUUUAAGCGCAUAGAGAGGAGACCCAUGGCCUGGCCCUGUCAGCUCACCAUCGGCAGCUCUCUGUCUAUCCGCAUAGUUGGCUACAAAGCAGUGACAGAAGAGAAACUGAAGAAAAUGUGGAUUACGGUCGAUGCUCAGACCAACGAGAAAGAUGAUGUGAAGCGAGAGACUGUUUACUGCCUGGAUGACGACAAUGAGACAGAGGUGCAGAAAGAAGACAUUAUUCAAGGUUUCCGUUACGGAAGUGACAUCGUACCUUUCUCCAAAGUGGACCAGGAUCAGAUGAAGUAUAAGCAUGAUGGGAAGUGCUUUGCUGUUCUUGGCUUCACCAGAAAGAACCUGGUUCUUCGGCAUCAGUUCAUGGGCACACAGAUUGUCAAGAUAUUUCCUGCACGGGAUGAUGAGCAUGCAGGUGUGGCCUUAUCAGCUCUGAUCCGUGGUCUGGAUGAGCUCAACAUGGUUGCCAUUGUUCGGUACGCUUAUGACCGGCGCAGCAAUCCUCAAGUGGGAGCUGCCUUCCCGUGUAUCAAGCCAGACUAUGAGUGCCUGGUGUACGUCCAGCUGCCCUUCAUGGAGGAUCUUUAUGGAAGACAGUUUACGUUUCCUUCUCUUGAGAACAACAAGAAGAUCGCUCCAUCAGAGACGCAGCUGGCAGCUGUAGACUCUCUCAUCGACUCCAUGAUGCUCGUAGCAGAAGAUGAGAACCAGGAAGUGAGGGAUCUGUUUAAGCCCCACCAUCUUCCCAACCCUGCCUUCCAGAGACACUUCCAGUGUCUGCACCACAGGGCUGUACACCCUGACUCUCCUCUUCCCCCCAUGGAGUCAUGGCUGGAGGCAGCUCUGGAUCGCCCUGAGGUCAUUAAGGCACGCUGCCAAGCUCCACUGGAGGAGAUAAAGAAGUUGUUUCCACUCACAGAAGUAGAGAAGAAAAAGAAGCUGAAAACAAGUGCUCAGAUUUUUGGCAAAGACUCUGAGGAGCCAGAUGCCAAGAAGGCCAAAGAAGACGAAGCAGAGGAGGAGUAUAACCUGGCAGACAUCGCUGAAGGAUCUGUUACUUCUGUGGGAAGCGUCGAUCCAGCGCGGGACUUCCGUGCUCUGAUCAAACAGAAAACUAUUCCGUUUGGAGAGGUCUGUCAGCAGCUGACUCACAGGAUAGAGCAGCUGCUUAGCAACAAGACCAUGCAGUACUACAUGAAAAGCAUCACCUGUAUCCAGGCUUUUAGAGAGCAGUCUGUUAAGCAGGGGAAUGCUGAUCUGUUCAACAGUUACCUCCAAUCCCUGAAAAGGAGUAUUCCCAGCAGAGCCCUCGAGGUCUUCUGGGACCUGCUUGUUCAAGAUGCUGUGACUUUGAUCAGCAAGGACGAGGUUGAAGGAAGCUCCGUGUCAAAAAACGAAGCCAAUCAGUUUCUCCUGGCUGAGGAAAAGAAAGAACAAGCAGCUCCUGAACCGGUGGAAGAUGCAGGAGAUGUUGAUGACUUGCUUGACAUGAUGUAAGAAAGGAAGCAAGAAGAGUGUUGGCAGAAAUCUAAGCAAUCUGAUCCAUGAACCCACCCAGAGGAAAUCGGUUAACCCGUACUUUGUCCUGCUUCCACCACUGGAAAUCCCCAUUAGAGGUUGCAUUUUAAUCAGUUGUAGACCACUUUAUAUAAACUUUUAAUGGAACAUGAGAAAUGUUCAGACCAAAACCCCGCUGUUCAAUUUCAAAUGUAAAAUUUCUGUAAUUGUACGAAUUAUUGUCCAUUGCACUGGAAAUUGUAUCAUCCACUGUUUUACAGGUUUAUUAAGUCACAUCAGUAAUUGAGAAUAUGCGUGUAGUUUUUCUUGUGAUUAAAAUCUAUUAAAACAAAAGCUGAGUGAGAACAAACCCAAACUGUAGAAUGCACUAUAAUUGUAAUAAACAAGUUUUUUUGCCAAAA
Messenger RNA from Cyprinodon tularosa, 2750 nucleotides. RefSeq names its product X-ray repair complementing defective repair in Chinese hamster cells 5 (gene xrcc5). Lineage: Eukaryota; Metazoa; Chordata; Actinopteri; Cyprinodontiformes; Cyprinodontidae. The coding region runs from base 145 to 2328 and encodes 727 amino acids. The transcript is spliced from 21 exons. The record is from RefSeq and is a predicted model, not a curated record. Gene Ontology annotation, molecular function: damaged DNA binding; telomeric repeat DNA binding; DNA helicase activity. Gene Ontology annotation, cellular component: nucleus; Ku70:Ku80 complex. Gene Ontology annotation, biological process: double-strand break repair via nonhomologous end joining; telomere maintenance; cellular response to gamma radiation.